Molecule: messenger RNA, 1389 nt
Organism: Cotesia glomerata
Lineage: Eukaryota; Metazoa; Arthropoda; Insecta; Hymenoptera; Braconidae
Product: sorbitol dehydrogenase-like
Exons: 7
Coding region: 156-1208 (350 amino acids)
Biological process (GO): D-sorbitol catabolic process
Molecular function (GO): L-iditol 2-dehydrogenase (NAD+) activity; zinc ion binding
Source: RefSeq, a predicted model, not a curated record
UCAUGUAACCGACAGAUCCACCAGCUAACCAAUUGCUCGAGCAUUCAGUCAGUGCGUUUUCACGGCUCUAUAUAAAACGAUUGUUUUUCACAACACACUUCAGUUGAAAACUGUUUCAUCAGCAGGACGGUGAAAAAAAUAAAUAUAUAUUCACGAUGGAAAAAGCAAACCUUACUGCUGUGCUCUAUGGUAUCAACGAUUUGCGAUUGGAAAACACUCCGAUUGAAGAACCAAAUGAUGAUGAAGCACUUAUGGAAAUGGCCUGUGUCGGAAUAUGCGGCUCGGACGUUCAUUAUCUGGUCAACGGAAGAAUAGGUGACUUUGUUGUGGAAAAACCAAUGAUAAUAGGUCACGAGUCGUCGGGAGUAGUCGUUAAAGUCGGAAAAGAUGUUAAAAAUUUAAAGGUAGGCGAUCGUGUAGCCAUCGAGCCUGGUGUACCUUGCAGAAGAUGUCAAUUUUGCAAAGAAGGGCGCUAUAAUUUAUGCAAAGAUAUGAUUUUCUGCGCUACACCUCCAGUCCAUGGUAGUCUUCGUCGUUAUUACAAACACGCAGCAGACUUUUGCUUUAAAUUACCGGACAAUGUUAGUAAUGAAGAAGGAGCAAUGAUGGAACCUUUGGCGGUGGGUGUGCAUGCAUGUAAGCGUGCAAACAUUGGAAUUGGAUCAAAGGUUCUGAUAAUGGGUGCUGGACCAAUCGGUUUAGUUAGUUUAUUAGUUGCCAAAGCGAUGGGUGCUAGUAUGAUAGUAAUUACUGAUUUAGUGGAGCAACGGCUGAAUAUUGCAAAAGAGCUGGGUGCAAAUAAGACUGUCUUACUAAAAAAAGACAUGAAAGAAGAAGACACUGUUAAGAUGAUUCAUGAAGCAUUUGGCUGUGAACCGGAUAAAACUAUUGAUGCUUCUGGUGCUGAGCCCUGUAUUCGUCUUGCAAUUUUAGCUACUAAAUCUGGCGGUGUUGCUGUUUUAGUCGGAAUGGGCGCUCCAGAAAUUAAAAUUCCAUUGAUUAAUGCUCUGGUGCGGGAAGUUGAUAUUCGUGGAGUCUUCCGAUAUGUCAAUGCCUAUCCUGAUGCAUUGGCUCUCAUAGCUUCUGGCAAGGUUAAUGUUAAACCAUUAAUCACACAUAACUUUACCAUGGAGCAAACAGUUGAUGCUUUUAAUGCUGCUAAAACUCCAACAAGUGGUGCUAUUAAAGUUAUGAUUCACUGCAAGUAAAUACAAAUUUUCCUCGACAGUAAUUAUCGUCUUAUCGACGAAUUUUUAAUAAAUUGAUGAAAGUAAAAGAUUUAUCAAAAAUAAAACCGUAAAAAUGCUGUUAAGUUUAUAAAAAAUAGUAUUUUUUUGUAAAUCUAUAUACGUAAAACAAAUUCCUGUUAUAUUUAAGUAUAAAAACUUA